AUGAGCGACCAACUUGCAGCUUCUCCCUCUUCCAGCAGUCUCUCUCCGGCCGCAGAACCCGCCACCGCAUCAGCCAUCUUGGGUACCAGCUCCAAUGGCUGGUCUCCUCUCCGAACGGCUAAGAGGGGCACCACAGUCUCGUACUCCCCAACUUUGCCAGAGCACGGUAAUGAAGAGCAUUCCUCGCUACACAGUCCCAAAAGGGCCACUCAGAACUUCAAAUCGCUUCGCAACCACGGCCUUGUCUCCAACAGCAUCUUCAGACACUUUGAUGGAGGAGCAAGUCAGCCAACCUCGGCCACAAACCCUCCUUUGGCCUCUCCUGGACGCAAACAUAUCUCUUCUUCUUCUUCCGUUGGUCUUGGCAUCGGCCUCUCAAGCUCGCCUAAGUCCCUUGGUCAGAGUUUGAAGAAAGAAGCCUCGCCUGCGGUCGAAGAUGCAGAAAACAGCAACCCUUUCAACCUCUAUGCCACAGUCCCUGCUGCUAAGAGUCCACAGCGCAAGUUCCCUCGCAAGAGCUUGGGCAGACUUUACCAGUCCAACUACGUCAGCAAUUCCCUUUUUCGCCAGCAUGACGGUCAGCCGGACAAUGUUGCCUCUCCUUGUUCUCCUCUCAGUAACCCGCGCACUGGUAUCCAGCCUACAUUUCAAGGCAGCCCAGUGACAACAUCCAAAGGUCUCCUCACCUCAAACAGGCUUCAUGGUCCCAGAUUCAUGAACGACCCGCCACAGAGCUCUCAGGUAGAGCUCGGUCCCAGCUCCCAGAUCUCCAGCCCACUUUGUCGAGAACGAAGGAAAACAGUCACAUUUGACGAGAUUCUCGAUGUUCAAGAGUUCGACAAGGAGAGCAGCUUUGAUGCUGACAGUGUUCAAGAUAUCCAAGACGUCAACCAUGUAUCCGAAGAUGCUGACUUCUGGAUGCAGCAGCAUGCAUCAGCCUCUUCUCGGCCACCUUCGCACCAGCUCAAAGUAGUCAACCAGGACAACAUGCAUGCCUCUUCCGAUGAUGCUGCCGACCUCCUUUCCGGCGAAUCCGAGCCUGACCUCUCCCACGACAGCCACGAGACUUGUUCCGUCGAGGCUCCACCUAGCCCGUCUCCUGCCGACUCAAGUCUGCAGCUACAGGAUCUCUCGCUCGACCAUGAUCUUUCCAUCCACCAGACAUGCGCUCAAGAGGCCACCUUUGGUCCCGAUCGGGAGAACAGCUUUGCUCGCCUUUCUGCUGCCGAUCGUGUAGAUAGCAUGAUGGACGAACUCCUUCGCGACGAUAUUCUUAACACUCCCAGCCUACGCUCCCGUCAAGUGGAGUCCAGCACACGUCAAAUCCCAGCGACUCUUUCGACCCAGGUCGAGACUUUUGCACCCUCUGCUACCUCGAUGCAAGGAGCUUUGCCACAGCUCCCCGCAUGGACUCCAAUCAGUCUAGACGUUGAUGUUUCUAUGCCUCUCCUCGGUGACUUUGGUCGUAGCCACACGCAGCCCGAGAUUGCUCAGCCUCCUGUCUCAAUUCCACCAUCCACUACUAGAAGUCGCUCCGUCCGCGGAAGGCCACACAUCUCUCGCGAUGCCAUCCUUCAACGUGUCGCUCGCGAAAAGCUCAACCAGAUACAAGCCAAAGCCGAGGCAGAAACUCGGCAAGAAUCAGCUGAAGAGGCUACAACUACUGACGUGCCCUCCCUCAAGCGCAACACUUCUCAGCAAAAGAGGAUGCCGCGCGGAAGUGAGCCUGUUCCAUCCACAUCUUCUGCUCAGAGCAACGUUGCGACCCAGAUCAAACCAACGCAAGCAUCUAGGCCCAGCGCACCACUCCAGCUGAUGCCCUGCAAGCCCGUUGCAACUGAAGUAAAGCCCAUCCCUCCUCCGAGCCCCGUCAAGCAGCUCGAUCAUAUCGAGAGUCCACUUGAUUUGCUGGGCACAGAGUUGAAGGAAACCGCCGAGCUCAGUGGGCCUGUCCAUCAGGAUGCUGAGACCAAAGACACGCCGCUUUCCGCUGGGAUUCCUCAGCUCGACACCAUUGACUCAGGACACGCUGACCGACUGUUUUCCGGCCCACUCCAGGAAUCGACAGACCAAACAGUGCAAGCAGCUCAGCCACUUGUUCACUUGACCCCCGCUCAGCAGGCUGACGCGAUCAUCGCUCGCCGUCGCAGCAAGAACGGCAAAGGCCACAGAAAGAGAAGCAUGAGCACCAGCGAUGCUCGACCCAUCUUCACAGCUGCUGUCGCUGAAGCUGCUGACUUGGAUGCCGGGAGCAUCUCGUUUGUGUCUGAAAUCAGCAAUGAGCCUCCAGAGGAGCAAGUGGAGCUUCCCACCCGCCAAAGUAUCAGUGCUGAUCUUGCCAAGAGCAAAGCGAUGCUCGACAUCAGUCUUCAGCGCGCCAUCGACGGCGGCUUCCAGAACAACAUGGAGAAGGAGCUCAAACGCAUCUAUCAGAAAGUCGAUUCCAACUACAACGUCAACGAUCGUGGCGCUUUCCAAGGUAUCGAUGAUAAGGUCACCCACUCGACCGCAGCUGGAGACGUAGAUAGUGGCAAAGCCUGGAAGAAGCUGCGCAGGCCAAGUGACAUCAACGAGUACAAGAAGGAGAUGCGUGAGCUUCGUGAGGGUUCAACAGCUCGCAAGGCCUCGGGCAAGGUCUUUGUCAUGGUGGAUUCCUUCACGCCCACCGACCUACCAGUUCCCUCGCGACCCACUUCGUUCCACUGCAUCCUCGACAAUGGUCUUCACAUGGUUAAGACGGCCACAGUACCUCUCCGAGCCGGAAGAGGCGCUGUCAGCAAGGUCAGUCAAGAGUUCGAAUUGAUCCAGCACAAGAACCUCGAGUUCAGCUUGACACUGGUCGUGCAGCGCGACGCACAUCUCAUGGAACCACAGCGUCCUUCCUCGCCGUCGCGACGAGAGCAUGCAAGUCCCACGCUGAAGGGCCUCAGCCGCUUCUUCACCAGCCCCAAGAAACAGGCUGCAAAGAGGCAACAACAGGAACGUGAGGCUGCUGCUGAGUUGGCUGCGCAGGCCUCCCGAGCUGAGCCCAUGCUCGCCUACAUCAAUCGCGAGGGUGCCUUUGGUCGAACGGGAGUCAUCUUUGAGCGGGUUGCUAGCCAGUGCUACGCUCGAUGCAUGGUGCUUGACUUGCCAGUGCACGGUGUCUCCAACCCCACUGGAAGCAUUUCUGGCCCCUCUAGCAUUGCGUCGCGUUACCAUGUCUCCAUGCUGUCGCAAGACUUCCGCCAGAACCUGAGCAAGGUUCGUGGAACGCUUCGCUUGAAGCUCUUCUACCUUCCACCUCUUCCGAGCAUCCCACGCGAUGGUCUUCCGGAGAACCUUGGUGAAUGCAUCCGUGGCAUGCAGAAUGCUGCUUGGCACAGAUCAGAGCCGUGGCAGACAGGAACAUUGACACAGUUGGGAGGUGAUUGCGUCAGCUGGCGUCGUCGCCCAGUAGAGGCUCAAGGUCAACACCUGAUCUGCUUCAAUGCGAUCACCAAGAAGCCCACCAUCAAGAUUGAUCUCUCCAAGGCUGUCUGCAUCGAAGAACUGGGCAACCAUGUCAACAGAGGGUCGAUGAUCUUCCCAGCCGCGACCAGCCAAGCUAUGGGCCGAUCCAGGACGAUGGCCUCUUACGCCACAACUGGGACGCUGGCAGAAGAGGAAGAUGGCGAUGCAAACUACCAUGUUGAGCGAUCCCUCCGCAUCACGUUUGCUGAUGGAGAGCGGAUCACUUUCUUUGCCGAUACGGAAGCUGAAAAGGCGCAAUGGGUCAAGGUCAUCUCGGACGUGAUUGGCAGUGAGGUACCGCCCAACCCGUUAUGGGCGCAGGUAUUGUUGGAGAGCAUUGGCUCAAAGCCUGCUGGCAAAGUGGAUAACAACACUCGCAAACCCAGUCAGCAGUUGAUUCAAUCUCGUGAUCCGGUGCCUACUGUCCAGGAAGAGGGCCCUUGGACUCCACAAUCCGCACCGAGAGCUCCUGCCCCACCGAUGCACAAGCCUGUGCCUUGGGCAUCAGAACAAGACAGCCGAAUCUCGAAUUACUCCAACGCCUCGCAAGGUUCAACGCCCUCGCGUCUACCGUUGCGAGCAUCUCACAAGAUUGCCGCUCCAGCCCCUACAUCCAUACGCAGCUCUGUACGCGGCUCACCUUUGACGACCAGGCCGGCGUCGAUGAUUGGAACACCGGUGCAUGAUGCCUCGAACCGGGUUGCUUUCGAUCGUCUGAAGCGAGCUGGUCAUCUUCGCGCCCAGACGGAGGACUUGACGCCUCUUCGACGCCGCUGA
This is a messenger RNA of Ustilago hordei, 4269 nucleotides long. RefSeq lists its product as uncharacterized. Gene Ontology annotation, molecular function: GTP binding. Bases 1 to 4269 code for a protein of 1422 amino acids. The record is from RefSeq and is a predicted model, not a curated record. NCBI's taxonomy places the organism in Eukaryota, Fungi, Basidiomycota, Ustilaginomycetes, Ustilaginales, Ustilaginaceae. The transcript has a single exon.